AUGGAAAAUGUUCCAGGUGAGUCUACAACGAACGAUGACGGCGAUAUCUUAGCCACAAAGACGGCCAUGACAGACGAUGACAAUGUAGCUGGGAGCAUGACAGGCGACAUUCUCGACAAUCCACUUCGGAAGGAUGAUGUCUCGGACGAUCCAAAUACUGACGAAUUCAUGGGCUCGGACAGCGACCUUGAUCUAGAAAAAAUCCUCAAUACCGUCACUGACCCCAGUCGUGAGCAACAUUCCCCUUCAGAAGGAUGA
Plasmopara halstedii is the source of this 258-nucleotide messenger RNA. RefSeq lists its product as uncharacterized. The transcript has 2 exons. The record is from RefSeq and is a predicted model, not a curated record. Lineage: Eukaryota; Oomycota; Peronosporomycetes; Peronosporales; Peronosporaceae. Bases 1 to 258 code for a protein of 85 amino acids.